Messenger RNA from Drosophila rhopaloa, 2108 nucleotides. It is a transcript of the gene egr, whose product is annotated as protein eiger. Gene Ontology annotation, molecular function: tumor necrosis factor receptor binding; receptor ligand activity. The coding region runs from base 601 to 1869 and encodes 422 amino acids. Lineage: Eukaryota; Metazoa; Arthropoda; Insecta; Diptera; Drosophilidae. The record is from RefSeq and is a predicted model, not a curated record. The transcript is spliced from 7 exons. Gene Ontology annotation, cellular component: membrane. Gene Ontology annotation, biological process: immune response.
UCGCCGACGCGAACGGACGUUUAUAAAAAAGACCGGUAAAAUCGAAGAAAGAUCAAGCGCGUGCGUGCGUGCUGAGCAGAAAAACGUUAACCGUUUCAGUUUACUACCAAGAUCGAAUUUCGCCAGUGGGCAAAUUACUAAAAAUAAGUGCAACCUGUCAACUUGUUGUGUUUUACUGGGCUUUUAUCGGAGACAAGAACUGAUAAAACGAGAAAAAUAUCUCGCAAAACUCGUUCUCGCAAGUUUCUUGUGCAAAUUGCCAAUCGCGGAAGGGAAAAACACCCAGCAGCCCGAAGAAAAUCUGCCCGUCUAGACAAAGAAUAUAGCAUCUCUCAAAAGGGCAUAGUCAGCAGCCCGAGAGGUUUAUCUAUACUAUAUAUACAUACAUAUGUAGAUAGAUGUCGCAGCUUAUCUGAAGCUGCCUGUAAAAGUGUUUCUAGUGUCGGUUCAUAUAUUGUAUUUAUAUAGUGUAUAUAACGACAAAGCUCGAGUGGGAACAGCUGUCGAGUGCCCUUGAGUGGGGGUGGGCAAGAUCGUCAUUAUCAUCAGCAUCUGGAGGCCCCAGCCGAUCUAAGAUCCACAGUGCCGCGCUCAUCAAUUAUGACAGCCGAGACCCUCAAGCCGUUUAUUCCACCAACAAGUGCCAACGAUGGUUUUCCGGCCAAAGUGACCAGUGCGGCGUCCGCCCAGCGCCGCACCCGCCAGCUGAUCCCCUACGUCUUGGGGGUCAUCGGACUGGGACUAGUCGUCGCCAUUAUGGCUCUAACGAUCUGGCAGACAACGCGGAUCACGCAUCUGGACAAGGAGCUGAAGAGUCUGAAGCGAGUCGUCGAUCAUCUCCAGCAGCGAUUGGGCAUCAACUAUCUGGAGGAGUUCGAUGAGUUCCAAAAGGAGUAUGAGAAUGCCCUCAUCGACUAUCCGAAAAGGGGCGAUGGCUAUACGGAUGACUAUGACGGGGAUAAGGACGAUGUCGAUGACGAUGACGAUGGUCUAGAUCUUACUACAGAUGAAGAGGAAGAUGACGAAAACUAUAACUCCCAGGAUGAGGAUACCAUAGAUGAUGCCGAUGACUAUCAUGAUAUGAUAACCAAACUGUACAAUUUAAGCACUGAGCAGACCACGCCCUCAUCUGAGACCACCGCCGAGGGCGAUGGCGAAACGGAUAGUUCCUCCUUCCCCGCGAGUGAUGACAAUGUGUUUGAUGACUUUACCAGCUAUAAUGCUCACAAAAAGAAGCUUGAUAGAAAAUCUCGAUCAAUUGCCGAUGCUCGCAAUGAGCAGCAGAAUAUAAAUGGAAAUCAUACUGAGCUGGAGGAAAAGCAAUCCAAGGAGGCAGUUUCAAAGGAGAGCUCCACUUCACUUCACCACCGACGCAAGACGCAUUCCCGCCGACGUCAGCUCUUAACCCGCAAAGGUGAAUCUCUUAUUUCAGCCAGAUCCGAGAACUCGAGGCCAGCCGCCCACUUUCACCUGAGUAGCAGGAAGCGUCACAUGGGGAAUAUGGGCUAUCAUGGAGACAUGUACAUUGGAAAUGAUAACGCAAAGAACUCAUAUGAAGGACACUUUCAAGCGCACGAUGGCGUGUUGACAGUCAUCAAUCCGGGCCUAUAUUACGUAUACGCCCAGAUAUGUUAUAAUAAUUCGCACGACCAGAACGGGUUCAUCGUCUUCCACGGAGAUUCACCCUUCCUGCAGUGCCUGAACACUGUGCCCACCAAUAUGCCCCACAAGGUGCACACGUGUCACACCAGUGGUCUAAUCUACCUGGAGCGAAACGGGAGAAUCCACCUGAAGGACAUUCACAACGAUCGCAAUGUCGUUCUGCGGGAGGCGAACAAUCGAAGCUACUUUGGCAUCUUCAAGGUGUAAAUACGAGAGAUUAUUCCUGGACAGAAAUGCCAGUUUCAGCUUUAGUAGUCCCUGCGACUGCUCGUGAAUGCGAUUCAUCGACAGCGUGGAUCCAUUAGUUUGUAGCCCUAGUCUUAGUCACUCAUAACCUAAUCUCAAUCCGAAUCACGCAAUCGCACAAAAAUCAUAUUUAUUUUGUAUAUACUCCUUCAACUUUAACUGUACAACGAAAAAGUGAAUAAAAAUGUAGUUUAACUUAA